UCACCUUCUUCACUUUUUCAAACCAUAAUUCUCUUCACAAUCAUUCUUUAUUUCCUCAAUUUUAGCCAUGUCCAGUGUAGGAAGUUCGUCUGGCCGAUCUUCAUCCGAGAAGAGAAAAUGCAAGAGUCCGCAGGCGGUGCCACCACCCAAAGACAGCACUCAAUUCGAAAAGAUAGCAGAUCCGAUCGCCGGAGAUCUCAAAGUCAUCUGCAAUUUCUGCGCACGCCUCUUCCAAUUUAGGGCUGACGAAAAGGAAUUCGAUUCGCUCAAAACUCAUUUCGACAAUAAACACUGCACCAAAAUCCGCAAUGAGGCAUCUAAAGCAGAAGCAGAAGCAGAACCACAGCACUCUUCUGGGUGUGCGCCUUGGUAUCAAUCUUACAGAAUGGUUCAUGGCUGCUUUGAGUAUAGAGAUGCAUUAUGUUCAUUUUUCGCGGAGCAGCAAUUCGAGGACGUUCAGCUAAAUUUGGCUCAAUUUGAAGCAUGCUCUAGUUUUUAUCAGCUUUUGACUACUUUUUAUCAAGUCGUUGAAGAACUAUCCCAUGUUUAUCAGCCUACUUCUGUGUUGGUCUUGGAUAAUUGUGUCAAAAUUGCAGUUCUGUUUAACUCUUUAAUGGGGCGCGACGGUUUAGCACGAUGCGUUGCUGAAAUGCUAGCGAAGUGGUUGAAAUAUUUUCGUGAAAUCCCUACUGUGUUUCUACUUGCCAAAGCCUUUGAUCCGAGGGUAAGAUUACAUGGCGUGGAGAAAUUGUUGGAGAUUUACUAUGAUGCUCUGUUUCCCAUCAAAGAUGAAAACACCCCAAUUCCUAGCUUGAUUGUUGCUAAUGUGAAGAAAUGUUUGUAUGAUCUCUUUCAAGAAUAUAGCAUGAAACAUGGUGCUAGUUCGGGUAUGAAUUUGUCUUCUGGUAGCCAUAGCGAUGAGAUCCCUUUAUUGGAAAGGUUGCAAAACUUGUACUUUGAUGUGUCGGAGAAACGACCGAGGUGCUAUGGCACCAACCCGUAUGGGGAGCUUGAAACUUAUCUGACGGCUAGGUUUGAGUAUAUAGUGGAGCCGGAGUUUGAUAUCUUGAAAUGGUGGUCGAGGAUGACUAUGCAGUUCCCUGUAAUGUCCUUGAUCGCGAAGGGCAUACUGGCAGCUCCGGCCUUGACUGUUUCUGUCGAGCAAGCAUUUGGCACGGGAGGGUACGCGUUGGACUGGAAUUUGUCUAAUUAUCUCUGCCGACGUCCGCGGUCUCCUCUUGUGGAGAAUCAGUUGUUGCUUGGGGAUUGGACGAGGGCUGAGGAUCGAAAUCAAGAAAAUGACUAUGAUAAUGGCUAUAUGAGCGAGGAGAUUUACGAUUGGGAAUUAGAUGAUUAUUGAUGCACACAUAUGUCUCGCUGGUUGAUUGAGCAAUGCAGUGAAAUUUAAAUUAUUGUCUGAACACUUUUCCAGAUUGUACUUGUACUAUGUAUAUGUACAUUGUAGGUGGUAAAUUCGGAUUAAGCAGUGGGAAUAUCACAAUAUCUAUUUUAUUUUCUAUCCUA
This is a messenger RNA of Salvia splendens (bonfire salvia), 1524 nucleotides long. Its product is annotated as zinc finger BED domain-containing protein RICESLEEPER 3. Lineage: Eukaryota; Viridiplantae; Streptophyta; Magnoliopsida; Lamiales; Lamiaceae. The record is from RefSeq and is a predicted model, not a curated record. Gene Ontology annotation, molecular function: protein dimerization activity. The transcript is spliced from 2 exons. The coding region runs from base 68 to 1360 and encodes 430 amino acids.